Salvia hispanica is the source of this 1493-nucleotide messenger RNA. RefSeq names its product ADP/ATP translocase, mitochondrial. Gene Ontology annotation, molecular function: ATP:ADP antiporter activity. The record is from RefSeq and is a predicted model, not a curated record. Gene Ontology annotation, biological process: mitochondrial ATP transmembrane transport; mitochondrial ADP transmembrane transport. NCBI's taxonomy places the organism in Eukaryota, Viridiplantae, Streptophyta, Magnoliopsida, Lamiales, Lamiaceae. Gene Ontology annotation, cellular component: mitochondrial inner membrane.
UCCCCUACUAUAAAAAGGAAGCUACACCCAUCCUUAUUGGACUCUCUCACUAACCUCGGUCUUCUCUCUCCCCCAAUCGCAUCGUUUCCAUUCCUCAUUUUUCGAGGCGAGUCGACCGCAGGCAGGUAGCAUGGCUGAUCAGAACCGGCUCCCAACUAUUUCCCAGAAGGUAGCUAACCAGCUACACCUGGGAUCCAGCAUCUCACAAGUUCGCUAUGGGGGUGUCCCACAACCUGCUGCAUACCAGAGGCGAUUUGCUUAUGGCAAUUACUCAAACCAAGCGUUCCAAUAUCCUAAGACCUGCGUAGCAACUCAGGAUCUGUCCUUGAUCUCUGCUAAUGCUAACCCAGUGUUUGCUCAGGCUCCCUCAGAGAAAGGAUUUGCUGGCUUUGCAAUUGACUUUCUUAUGGGAGGUGUUUCAGCUGCUGUGUCAAAAACAGCUGCUGCUCCUAUCGAGCGUGUGAAGCUUUUGAUCCAGAACCAAGAUGAAAUGAUCAAGGCUGGCAGACUCUCUGAGCCAUACAAGGGAAUUGGAGAGUGUUUUGGUAGAACAAUCAAGGAAGAAGGCUUUGGAUCACUGUGGAGAGGAAACACUGCUAAUGUUAUCCGUUACUUCCCUACUCAGGCCUUGAACUUUGCAUUCAAGGAUUACUUCAAGAGGCUUUUUAACUUCAAGAAGGACCGUGAUGGUUACUGGAAAUGGUUUGCUGGCAACCUUGCUUCUGGUGGUGCUGCUGGUGCUUCCUCCCUGUUCUUUGUCUACUCACUGGAUUAUGCUCGUACCCGUCUUGCCAAUGAUGCCAAGGCUGCAAAGAAAGGAGGUGGGAGACAGUUCAAUGGUCUGGUUGAUGUCUACAGACAGACCCUCAAGUCUGAUGGAAUUGCCGGUCUGUACCGUGGAUUCAACAUCUCGUGUGUUGGUAUCAUUGUAUACCGUGGUCUGUACUUUGGUUUGUACGACUCUCUUAAGCCAGUUGUCCUAACUGGAUCUCUUCAGGAUAGCUUCUUUGCUAGUUUUGCCCUCGGUUGGCUCAUCACCAACGGUGCUGGCCUUGCCUCCUACCCAAUCGACACUGUGCGUAGAAGAAUGAUGAUGACAUCGGGUGAGGCCGUCAAGUACAAGAGCUCGAUGGACGCCUUCACCCAGAUCCUCAAGAACGAGGGUGCCAAGUCUCUGUUCAAGGGUGCAGGUGCAAACAUUCUUCGUGCUGUUGCUGGUGCUGGUGUGCUCUCGGGUUACGACAAGCUUCAGGUGCUUGUUUUUGGAAAGAAAUAUGGCUCCGGUGGUGCUUAAAUCCCAGUCCCUUUUUGUUGUUUAGUUUUGGGAAAACUCUAUUUAAGUAUGAUGGCGAUGAUAAAAAUCUUUUUGUUGUUUAGUUUGAGAAUUGACAAUGCGGGAUGAUAAUCUCCAUUUGAGAAUUGGAUCUCUUCUUUUGAAAGAGUAUUUUGCUGGUAUUUCAUAUUCUAAUAAUGUGUUUGGGAUUUUUAUUUUA